Arthroderma uncinatum is the source of this 1611-nucleotide messenger RNA. RefSeq names its product kynurenine 3-monooxygenase. Gene Ontology annotation, biological process: NAD+ metabolic process. Gene Ontology annotation, cellular component: mitochondrial outer membrane. Lineage: Eukaryota; Fungi; Ascomycota; Eurotiomycetes; Onygenales; Arthrodermataceae. Bases 1 to 1611 code for a protein of 536 amino acids. The transcript is spliced from 4 exons. The record is from RefSeq and is a predicted model, not a curated record. Gene Ontology annotation, molecular function: FAD binding; kynurenine 3-monooxygenase activity; NAD(P)H oxidase H2O2-forming activity.
AUGGCUAGUAAUCAGAAAAUCGUCGUCGUCGGAGGGGGCCCUGUCGGGGCACUGUCAGCCCUCUAUGCGGCAAGAAGGGGCUACCAGGUCGAGCUCUAUGAACUCAGAGAUGAUCCAAAUUAUGGUGAUCCAAAUGCCAGACCAGAUAUCGCUGUCAUCCCUCUCGCACUUUCCGAACGUGGUAUCAGAGCCAUCGCCAGCGCGGGAGUCCCGGGGCUUCUUGACGAUAUUUUAGACAACUCAAGGCCUGUAUACACACGAAUGGUGCAUACUUGGGGGCCUCAAGGCAAGCAUACAGAAAUUCCAAUGACUUAUGGACCUCAGGGGCAGUGUCUUCAUACCUUGCAGCGAGAAAAAAUCACCAGACACGUUAUGUUGGCGCUUCUCAAAGAGCCCUCAGCGAAGCUUUUCUUCAACCAGAGGCUGUCUGCCUGUGACUUCGAGAGCAAGGUUGCUAUCUUCGAGACAGUGGCGUGGAAUGGGAAAUCCCGCACUUCCGAGCAGCAACUGGCUGAUACCGUUGAUAGGUUAGCAAAGUCGACUCCCAACAGUGCCAAGGAAGAGCUUGGUAGUGAAUCUCCAGUUCCAGGAAGUACUCUUAAAAAACGGGUGGAAUUUGACUUCCUAAUUGGAGCGGAUGGCACUUAUUCGAGUGUUCGACAAAGUAUGAUGCGAAUGCUUGAAAUGGAUUUCUCGCAAACAUACGCCAACGCGUUGUGGUGCGACUUGAUCUUCCCACCAGACAUAAAUGGGGACUAUCCAAUGGACCCUAAAUGCCUCCAUAUCUGGCCGGCCAACCAAAGCAUUGUCAUUGCCCAAACUGAUAUCGAUGGAUCAUUUAGGGCUGGUAUGGUCUGCGACACACAAAAGCUUCGGCACUUUGAAGCACACCCAGAACAGUUCGUGGACUAUUUCGUCAGAGAGUUUGCUGGGAUUGUACCCGAACUUCUCUCUGCCGAAGAACUCACAAGACAAUUUCUCGCACAUCAAAAAAUCCCCUUGAAGUCCAUCAAAUGUGGGAAGCUCGGAUACAAGGAUAACGCAGUUCUGUUGGGAGAUAGCUGUCAUACUAUGACUCCAUUCCAUGCUAUGGGUAUGAUCACUGGCCUUGAAGACGUCCGCAUAUUUUUUGAGGAAUUCCGCGACCCAGCGGUGGCUGCUUUGCCAGACGAAACCGAUAGCAAUGGCGCUAGGAACGAGAAGCCAUUCUGCGCCCCCGGUACCGUGCAAGCUUACACAGAAUUCAGACUCCCUGACAUUCAUACCAUGGUCGACUUUGCCAGCGAACAUUACCAUGAGCUUCGAAUCGGCGUCAGAUCCCGCGCUACAAGAGCUAUGGAUGCAGUUGAUAGAUUCCUAGGCACAUGGCUACCAUCUCUAGGCUGGACGACGUUGUAUGCGAGAAUCCAAUUCGAGCACGACCGGUUUAGUGUCGUGAGAAAGAAAGAAGAGAGACAGAGGAAGAUCUUUGGUGUGAUAAUUGCUAGCGGUGCAAUGAUAGCUGCGAGUGCCGUUGCUGCAGGGAUUAUAGCUUUGCAGCCCGCAGUCACAUCCUUGCUUCCAGUGCUCACCAGCACUCAUUCGACUUCGGUCUUCUCCCACUUAACAUGA